This is a messenger RNA of Dermacentor silvarum, 1717 nucleotides long. RefSeq lists its product as uncharacterized. The transcript is spliced from 2 exons. Lineage: Eukaryota; Metazoa; Arthropoda; Arachnida; Ixodida; Ixodidae. The record is from RefSeq and is a predicted model, not a curated record. The coding region runs from base 714 to 1121 and encodes 135 amino acids.
GUCCAGAAAUUCAGCUUGGGGUGAAUACGGAGUUGACACCCAUGCAGCCAGCAUUUUUUUCAGAAGCCAUAAACACUGUUGUGUCGUGCGUGGGCCUGCCACCAAAGCAGCAGGCUGUAAUCGAGGCAAGCACAUGCAUGCAUGUAGCAUGCUGGCAUUUAGCAUGAAAUAAAGCACAGGAAACACGAGAACUUUGUGCACAACUUUCGCUUCUUUGUCUUCAACCUAUGUAGCAUACUCUUGCUACGUGCUGCAUAACUUGUGUUAACUAACCCACUUCCACAUGUUUAUAACGCUUUUGCUCUGUAUAGCCACCAAGCGUAAUAUUUACAAAGGUAUGUUGACUGUGGUUAUGUCUGCUUUCUGUGCGUUCUAAACUCUAACUCUAAACGCAAGCUUUUCUGUGCUUUCUGUUGAAGCUCACUGGCUUGACCAGACCUCUUGCCAGAAGAGCCUAUGCAUAGUAUACAUGUAGCUUGGAAUGAAGCCAGAAAACGCAAUAACAUUGAGCAUGACUUCCAAGUAGUGCCCGUGUUUUUCAUCGUGUGCUCUUGCUACUCGCUAUAUACAUUACUUGUGCUAACUAACCUUCUACAUUUUCAUAGCACCUUUUCUUCUGCUUAGUAAUCGAAGUUUUAUUAGUUUACAAAACUAUGCUGACUGUGUUAUGUCUGAUUUCUCUGUGUUAACUCUAACAUGUGCUGCACCCUUAUAUGCAGGCUCUCAUGCUGUCUGUUGAUGAAGCUCGCCAGCUUGAGCAGACCUCUCGCCAGCAGAGCCAAAGUGCAACAUGGAAAGCUGCUCGCAAAAACCGAUUAACUGCUUCAAAUUUUGGUGUUGCUGUUACACGUGAGAAUUGGACACAAAAAGGCCUGCAGAACCUAACCACAGACAGAGAUCUGUCUAGAGUAAGGGCCAUCCAGUACGGAGUUUCAAGCGAAGCCAUGGCUGUUCAGCAAUAUGAAAGAACCCUCCGAACCUUCCGGCACAACAUUGAGACCUUCCACUGCGGCCUUAUUGUGGAUCCCACGUGCCCAUGGCUCGGUGCAUCUCCCGAUCGUGUGGUGUGGGACCCAGAGGAACAGAGUCCUCAUGGCAUUGUUGAAGUCAAGUGCCCAUAGUCAAUGAGAGACUUGAAAAUACCAAGCACUCAAGGCUCAUGCCUUGUGAAAGACGGCAACGGCACGUACAGGCUCAACCGCACCCACUUUUACUAUUACCAGGUUAUCGGGCAGAUGGCCCUUUCAGGGCUUACUUGGGCUGACUUUGUCAUGUAUGCUCCACAGUUUCUAGUUGUUGAAAGGAUUAGGUUCAGUGAAAGUGAAUGGCAGAAAUGCAAAAAUAGGCUGGACAGCUUUUAUUUUUCGACGCUUCUACCGUAUUUGGCAAAAGCAUGCAGUACAAGCAAUAAAUCUUGAAUUUAAGAAUUAAAAAAUUCAAUGAGAAUUUCUGUAUUUAUUAAUAAAGUUUUGAUACUAUUGACAAUCCCUUGUAUCCUUUUCUUGAAACGAGUAUCGAAGCCAUGUGCUCAUGGCUUUGGCUAUGCUAGCUUGGCAGUCACUGGGAAGGCUAUGUAGUACUGAACCGACACCUUGCACAGAUCCUAGGUUGCUAUUAAAGGACUUUGAAGAUUGCUUAAGAAUGCACACAAUGCCCAAAUUUCAUUAAUGAUCGGUGCAAUUGACAGUGGGAUGGGCCUGUCGAAAAUGUGAAAUGC